This is a messenger RNA of Arvicola amphibius (Eurasian water vole), 1305 nucleotides long. RefSeq names its product olfactory receptor 52W1. The record is from RefSeq and is a predicted model, not a curated record. Gene Ontology annotation, cellular component: membrane. NCBI's taxonomy places the organism in Eukaryota, Metazoa, Chordata, Mammalia, Rodentia, Cricetidae. Gene Ontology annotation, biological process: G protein-coupled receptor signaling pathway. The transcript has 2 exons. Bases 1 to 1305 code for a protein of 434 amino acids. Gene Ontology annotation, molecular function: olfactory receptor activity; G protein-coupled receptor activity.
AUGUUGCUGCCAAACCCUAAUAUCCCCCUGCAACCUCAGAGGAACUGUGAAACACAGGCUGCAACUACACAAAGAGUACCAAGAAAGGAACUCUGCAGCACAGGCUGUGACUGCAAAGACUGGACCAAGAGAGCAGACCAAAAGAGUGGGGCCAAGAAAGAUCUCAGUGGCUCUUUGAGACACAGGCAGAGACAGUACACAGAGCAGACCAAGAACCGUUCCCACAAAGACACAGAAUACCACUGCAAGGAUAUGACCAAGAGAAAAAGAUGGAAUGUCUCCUCCUGCCCUCCCCUAUCAGGAAUAAUACCCAUAAGACCUAAACUUUAUCCUUACAGGAUGACACACAGUCUAACUUCCCAGUCCAACUCUACCUUCUGCCCAGUUUUCUUCAUACUGACUGGCAUCCCAGGGUUGGGAGACAGACAGACCUGGCUGACACUGGUGUUUGGGCCCAUGUAUCUGCUGGCCCUGCUGGGCAAUGCAACACUUCUGACAGUGAUCCAGAUAGACUCUACACUGCACCAGCCCAUGUUUCUACUCCUGGCUACAUUGGCAGCUACCGACUUGGGCUUAGCCACAUCUAUAGCCCCAGGGUUGUUGGCUGUCCUAUGGUUUGGGCCCCAAUCUGUGCAAUACGCUGUCUGCCUCAUCCAGAUGUUCUUUGUACAUGCACUGACUGCUGUGGAAUCUGGUGUGCUUUUGGCCAUGGCCUGUGAUCGUGCUGUGGCAGUGGGGCGUCCACUACACUACCCUAUCUUGGUUACUAAAGCCCGGGUGGGCUAUGCAGUCUCGGCACUGACACUGAAAGCUGUGACUAUUGUGGUGCCUUUCCCCCUGCUGGUAGCACGAUUUGAGCACUUCCGUGCCAGGAUCAUACAUCACGCCUAUUGCGCACACAUGGCAGUCGUGGAGCUAGUGGUGGGUAACACACGGGUCAACAACUUGUAUGGGCUAGCACUUUCAUUGGCUGUGUCUGGUGUAGAUAUUCUGGGCAUUGCUGGAUCAUAUGGGCUCAUUGCCCAUGCUGUGCUUCGGCUGCCGACCUGGGAGGCCCGGGCAAAGGCCUUUGGUACAUGUAGUUCUCACAUCUGUGUCAUCCUGGCCUUCUAUGUGCCUGGUCUCUUCUCCUACCUCACACACCGCUUUGGUCGUCACACUGUCCCAAAGUCAGUGCAUAUCCUUUUGUCCAACAUCUAUUUGCUGCUGCCACCUGCCCUCAACCCCCUCAUCUAUGGGGUCCGCACCAAGCAGAUCAGGGACCGAUUCUUAGAAAUGUUUAAAUUCAGAAAAAAACAGUUUUAA